This is a messenger RNA of Erythranthe guttata (spotted monkey flower), 1182 nucleotides long. Its product is annotated as Protein kinase superfamily protein. NCBI's taxonomy places the organism in Eukaryota, Viridiplantae, Streptophyta, Magnoliopsida, Lamiales, Phrymaceae. The record is from RefSeq and is a predicted model, not a curated record.
AAUGAGCCAAUAAAAAAGCAGAAGAGAAACAGCUGAGAGAUUUUCUUGGUUCCGGAGGAGCUAAGAAAAUGGUGGCGGCAGACGUCGGACUCCUCUCCUUCUCCGCCCGCAUUCCCUCUCUUUCUCCGCCGCCGCCGCCGCCUUGUCUCCGAUUUCCAGUCAACAAAUUCAAACCCCUUUCUAUGGCCUCAAUGAGCGAAGAUACGGUUCGAGAAUGGAUCCUAACCGAAGGAAAGGCGAAUAAAAUAACCGGCAUUCGUCCGAUCGGCGGCGGUUGCAUUAAUCGCGCUAGUCGUUACGACACUGAUAUCGACUCGUUUUUCGUCAAAACAAAUAGGAGUAUUGGAGAGUCGAUGUUUGAGGGAGAGGCUUUAGGCCUUAAUGCCAUGUUCGAAACUCGAUCCAUACGCGUUCCUAAACCGUUUAAGGUUGGACCUUUACCGACAGGUGGCUCGUACAUAAUAAUGGAAUUUAUCGAAUUUGGUGCAUCGAGGGGGAGUCAAUCGGCACUAGGACGGAAGCUAGCUGAGAUGCAUAAAGCUGGAAAAUCGGUAAACGGCUUUGGUUUCGACGUUGAUAACACAAUUGGAAGUACUCCACAGAUAAACACGUGGACAUCAGAUUGGAUCGAGUUUUAUGGAGUGCACAGGUUAGGCUAUCAAUUGGAGUUGGUAAAACAACAAUAUGGCGAUUCCUUAAUUUACGAAAAAGGACAAAGGCUUGUGAAAAACAUGGCACCUUUAUUCGAUGGUGCCGUAAUCGAGCCUUGCUUAUUACACGGAGAUUUAUGGAGUGGGAAUAUCAGUUCAGACAAAACCGGCGAACCUGUCAUACUCGACCCUGCUUGUUACUACGGGCAUAACGAGGCGGAAUUUGGAAUGUCGUGGUGUGCUGGAUUCGGAGGAUCAUUCUACACUGCAUACUUUGAGGUGAUGCCAAAACAAGAUGGUUUGGAGGAAAGGAGGGAUUUGUACUUGCUGUAUCACUAUUUGAAUCAUUACAAUUUAUUCGGUUCCAGUUAUCGUUCGUCUGCCAUGUCCAUAAUCGACGAUUAUUUAAGGAUGUUGAAAGCUUAGCCUCGUUUUCUUUUUUUCUUUUUUUUUUUGUAAUGUUUGUAUGAUCGAAAUUGUCGAAAUUUUCUCCAUUUGUAAAUGUUAUGGUUUUUCUUUGUGUUUGUGAAAA